AUGAUCCUAUCAUUGGCUCUCGCAAUAUUUACAGGUGCUGUGCGUGGCGCAAACCUGAACCUCACCGCCGACGGCUGCGUCGAUGAAGCCGGCUUUCUGGGAUGUCAGAACGGAAUCAAGCCUUACCAGCGAGGCUGCUCAAGUCUUGAGAAAGAAAUCAACUGCUUUGCCACAUUUUGCUGGAAUAAAGCUUACCAGUGCGAGUAUCAGCAAUAUGCUAUCAACUACGCCGGCCAAUGUGACCCGUUGUCUCCUAUUCCGUUCUUCCCAGCUCCAUCGAACGUGACCAGCGGCUGUUCAUGCAACCUGGGAAAUGUGUAUCUGGCCAUCAAAAGCACCAUGUCGCAAGGAGACUCCUGCCUUGAAAGUACCAGGAACCAGGGUAACAAGGUCGAGUCAGAGGGAAAUGAUCUUCUCACGAUACAGGAUGGAGAGCACUGUAGAUGCUGCCGGAUCAGCGAAUCCUUCGCCAGCCUUGAUGCAAUUUGCCCAGAGACACGUCCUCAAGACAUUGGCUUCAUGUCCAUCGUGUACAUGGCGAAGAACCUGAGCCUCGCAUUCGAAAGGCGUACAGACUACAUAUCAAAAGGAAAGUGUGUCUCAGAGCUCGGCUUCCCGCAAACCGUACAUGGCGCAUCCAAAGCUUUAUCUUAUCUUGCUUUCCCCGAUCUUCAGUCCUUCACUAAAGGCAACAAAGCGAGGGUAACGAACAAUGCUGGCACGAUCUCAUCUCCCCCCAGCUCCGCUUUCACGUGGACAGGUAAGCCGGACUCCUGGCUGGAUGUGAACCGAUGGCGCACCUCGACGCCGAGAUAUACCGUCACUGCAGUGACUCCUGCUCCAUCUGACGCUGAAGCUGGUGCCACACGCGCUGGAGAGAGUCUUCCAGCUCCAACAGCGACGCCAACGUAUACGCUUGAUCUCGAUCGCCAGGUCAAAGGACACGCGGUGAAUAGGAUGCCGAAGCGGAAGGUUCUGAUGAUUGGUGUUGUUGUGUUCAUCCUUGGUUGCUUCAUUUGA
Cadophora gregata is the source of this 1020-nucleotide messenger RNA. RefSeq lists its product as uncharacterized. The coding region runs from base 1 to 1020 and encodes 339 amino acids. NCBI's taxonomy places the organism in Eukaryota, Fungi, Ascomycota, Leotiomycetes, Helotiales, Ploettnerulaceae. The record is from RefSeq and is a predicted model, not a curated record. The transcript is spliced from 3 exons.